GCCGGGUCAUAUAUUUCUGAUAGUGGAAGCCUAAUCUUUCAAGGAAAGCCAAAUGCAGACAGAACUGUCUCAAUAAUUGUAUGUAUAGAUAAAAUUAUAAAGAAGUUGAAAUUAUUUCAUAUCUAGUCUUAUUUUUACCAUCCAGAUAGAGCCAAGUUAAAACUGAAUGAGAGAGGACCCAUAGGGAAUUUGCUGUGAAUUUAAGAAGAAAUCUCAAAAAGAAACAGGUUUUGCAGAGAAAUUAUUCAUUUCCUUCGUUAGCUUUCUGAAAUAUAUAAAAUAACGACGUCAAACACCUAAAAUCAAGGACUUUGGUAUUUUCUUUACUUUUUUUUUUAAAUCGUAUUUUCUCUGCCUAAUCCUUGACCACUACAAUAAUCAAAUUAAAACAAAAAACAAAAAGAACAAAGAUUGUUAAUGUCUAACAGCAUUGUCAACCAUCACCGUGCAGAGAAAAGUAACCGGUGAACCGGCGGGAAGAGAGUCAUCAUAUUUCAAAAAAGAAGAAAAAAAAAAAAACUGCAAUUCAGAGCACUAAUAGCAAACAGUAGUAAAUUUCCAAACUUAAUGAUCCGUUAGUUCCUUUUUCCAUUAUCGUCAAGAAACAAGGAAUUAAACAGUUAUGGGGUUUGGCAGCAGCAAAGUUAUAGUAGCUAUUUUCUUACUAGCCUGUUUUUGUAUAGAUUUUCGUGCUUCUUCAAUAGAUACAAUCACAUCAUCUCAAUUUAUCAAAGAUCCUGAAUUUGUAGUCUCUCCAGGAAAUACCUUCAAAUUAGGAUUUUUCAGCCCAGUUAAUUCCACAAAUCGCUAUGUGGGUAUAUGGUACUAUGAAAAUCCUAUGUUUACUCCAAUAUGGAUAGCUAACAGAAACAAGCCACUCAAUGAUUCUUCUGGGAUUAUGAAAGUAUAUGAAGAUGGAAAUCUAGUAGUUUUGAAUGGAAACGGAGAGGUUCUUUGGUCAUCAAGUGUUUCAACCAGAGUUGAUAAUUCAAGUGCAGAGCUUACUGAUGUGGGAGACUUGGUAUUGCGAGAUAAUAACAACGGAAAUAUCAUAUGGGAGAGUUUCCAGCAUCCAGGAGAUUCAUUUGUGAGUAGCAUGAAGCUUACUGCCAACCAAAGAACACAAGAGAAAAUUUUGCUAACAUCCUGGAAAGAACCUUCAGAUCCAUCCAUUGGAAGCUUUUCUGCUGGUAUCGAUGUCUUUGAAAUUCCUCAAUUUUUCAUAUGGAAAGGCAAUCGUCCAUAUUGGAGAAGUGGGCAAUGGAAUCGUCGGAUCUUUAUUGGGGUUCCUGGUAUGUCUUCUGGUUAUCUUGAUGGUUUUCUUCUUGAAGGGGAUAGAAGUAGUGGAAAUUUUUCCUUUCGUUUCACUUAUAUAGAUAAGUCUCAUCCUAAUAUCUUUGUGCUGAGUCCAGAAGGAAAAUUGAUACAAAAAACGUGGACUAACAGUCCGAAGAGCUGGCAAAUUGAUUGGCAAACUCCAGAGAAUGAAUGUGAUAUUUAUGGCUUUUGUGGGGAGUUUGGUGUCUGUAAUCCGGAGAAUUCACCAGUCUGUAGUUGCUUGAAAGGGUUUGAGCCAAAAAAUGCUGACGAAUGGAGUAGGGGAAACUGGACUGGUGGUUGUGUUAGGAGCAGACUAUUGCAAUGUGAGAGAAUUAUAACUGGCGACGAAGCAGGAAAAUAUGAUGAGUUUUCGAAGCUGGAGACAGUUAAAGUGCCUGACUUGGCCUACUGGUCACCUUCCCUUGAACAAGAGUGUAAAGACAAUUGCUUGAAUAAUUGUUCUUGUAUUGCUUAUUCCUACUUUUCUGAUGUUGGUUGUAUGUCUUGGACUGGAAACUUAAUAGACAUACAGAAGUUUUCAAGUGGAGGGGCAGAUCUUUACAUUCGCCUCGCAUAUUCAGAACUUGAUAACGACAGAAACCUGAAAGUAAUUAUCGGCAUAGCAGUGGUUAUAGGAGUAAUUACAAUUUCCAUUUUUGCAUUUUUUAUGUGGAGGUCGAUGGCUAAGUAUAAAGAAAGGAGGAGGAAAAACAGGGAGAUGUUAUUAGUCAAUAGCAAUGAAAAUCAUCCAACAUUUUCGGAUGUAAACAUGCUAGUGGACAGCAUUGACAAAGUUAAGCUCCAGGAAUUACCAGUGUUCAAUUUACAGAAGCUUGCCCUUGCCACUGGAAACUUUGAUGUAGCUAAUAAGCUUGGACAGGGUGGUUUUGGUCCAGUAUACAAGGGAAAAUUGAAGUGAUAGCCGAGAAGGAUAGCUGUUAAAAGAUUGUCAAGAGCGUCCAGGACAAG
Messenger RNA from Jatropha curcas, 2289 nucleotides. Lineage: Eukaryota; Viridiplantae; Streptophyta; Magnoliopsida; Malpighiales; Euphorbiaceae. The record is from RefSeq and is a predicted model, not a curated record.